Molecule: messenger RNA, 831 nt
Organism: Aspergillus versicolor CBS 583.65
Lineage: Eukaryota; Fungi; Ascomycota; Eurotiomycetes; Eurotiales; Aspergillaceae
Product: C2H2-type zinc finger protein
Exons: 2
Coding region: 1-831 (276 amino acids)
Biological process (GO): regulation of transcription by RNA polymerase II
Cellular component (GO): nucleus
Molecular function (GO): zinc ion binding; DNA-binding transcription factor activity, RNA polymerase II-specific; RNA polymerase II transcription regulatory region sequence-specific DNA binding
Source: RefSeq, a predicted model, not a curated record
AUGGAUGACUAUGGCCAUUGGCCUGAAUGCGAGGUUUGCCCUGCCACCUUUCGCACCCAGCGUGCUUGCAACCAGCACAUGAACGCGCGUGGACACUGGGCUCCUCGCUACGAAUGUGAAACUUGCACCAGCUCCUUUCGCCUCCAAAGCGCAGCGACUAAGCAUAUGAACGCCAUGAAGCAUUGGGCGCCGAAAGUCUCCUGCGAGACCUGUAACAACAAGUUCCAGACCCAGUCUGCUGCCGACCAGCAUAUGAAGGCAUUAAGUCAUUACCGGAACUACUGCAAAAGCUGCGACCGACGGUUCGAUAAUGAAAAUAACUUGCGCAUGCAUCUCCGUUCGAAGAUCCACAGGGGUCGCGACGUCUCCUGCCCCUUUUGCAAGGUCGGGUAUACCACUGCGAGCGGGCUCAGCCACCAUCUUGAAACAAGCUCCUGCCCCAAUGCCCCUUCUUUGAGCCGCGAAACGAUCUACCGGAUGGUCCGCGAGCGAGAUCCAAGCGGCGUUAUUACCAACAAACAGAUUGGAUGGGUGGAAGAGAAAAACGCCACCUACUCCGCUAACCUGCGCUCUUGGAACGGCAACGGCUAUGAGUGCUAUCUAUGUCACCGGCAGUUCAAAUCGCUGCCGGCUCUAAAUCAGCAUCUGAAUUCUUCUGCUCAUAAACAGCAGGUUUACCAUUGUCCCAAUUCUGGAUGCGCGAAACCGUUUGCUGCCUUGGCUGGGCUAUUUAACCACCUCGAAAGUGAAUCGUGCUCCUUCAUGAGAUUCGAAAGGGUGCAGCAAUCACUUGGUAACGUGCUCCAGGGAGGCCGUCUUAUUUCAUUCUGA